Molecule: messenger RNA, 3637 nt
Organism: Cynoglossus semilaevis (tongue sole)
Lineage: Eukaryota; Metazoa; Chordata; Actinopteri; Pleuronectiformes; Cynoglossidae
Product: NLR family CARD domain-containing protein 3-like
Exons: 7
Coding region: 165-3491 (1108 amino acids)
Molecular function (GO): protein binding
Source: RefSeq, a predicted model, not a curated record
AACUUACUUUUACAGUAUCAGUGAAAAUACACGUCCUGUAGCCACAGUGAUUAAGUGAUUUACACUUGUUACCUCAACUACAGCAGGGGCAGGUGAACGUGUCCUUCAAUUUUGAUAACUGCUGAUAACAAGAGAAUGGUUCGACAUAAAAUCUGUGGAGAAAAAUGGAGUCAAAGACAGACGCUGACAAAAAGGAUGAGAUUUCUGAGGCUUCAUCUAUUCAGGCUCUGAUUCAUAGCUUACAUCCUGGGAUCACAGCUCAGUAUGGAAGCAACGUGGUUGCUCCAACUAUCAUUGAUUCCAACGUUGGCACCAUAAACAUCAACAUCACCAGAAACGGACACGGUAAAUACUGUAUACACUGCAAUCUGAAUAACAACAGGGUUUUUUUGUGGAGUGAUGUUUUUUCCUCUUUUGUAGAGUGUGAGGUUUCACCAGGUUUCACCAGCACUGCAGAGAGCUGCGAGUUUCAGCAACAACCAGGUGAGCAAUUUAUGACCUCGUCACAUGAAGGAGUUGGGAUUGCUCACAAAGUGUCAAAAAACAAAUACCUGUACAAAACUUUUUCACCCGCAGGUGUUAGCAUUGCACAAUGUCAAAGAAAACUGAGAGCUGAACUGAUGACAAAGUUCAGUUUCCUGCUUGAAGGGGGGGCAACGGAGACCAAGAAAAUCCCCCUUCACAAGAUCUUCACAGAGCUCUACAUCACCGAGGGAGGAAGUGCAAAAGUCAACCUGGAGCAUGAAGUGAGGCAGAUUGAGGCGACAUCCAGGAGACAUGUGGCGCAGGAGAAAUCAAUCCACUGCACUCAGCUGUUCGCUGCACAACCAGGACAAAACCACAACAUAAGAACAGUGAUCACAAGGGGAGUCGCUGGCAUCGGAAAAACCGUUUGUGUCAAAAAAUUCACACUGGACUGGGCUGAGGGGAGAGCGAACACUGAGCUGGACUUUGUUUUCCCACUCACCUUCCGAGAGCUGAACCUGAUGAGGAAAAAGACUUCCAGUCUAGCAGAUCUUCUCCACCUCCUUUUCCCUGACACCAAAAAUACUGACAUUUUCUCUCAUGCCAACAGUAGAAUGCUCUUCAUCCUGGACGGUCUGGACGAGAGCCGGUUGUCCAUGGAUUUCCACAAAGGAGAAAUUGUGUCAGAUGUGACGCAGCCAGCCAGAAUUUCCGUGCUCCUGAUCAACCUCAUCAGAGGACGACUGCUCCCUUCAAGCCUGGUCUGGAUAACGUCCCGUCCAGCAGCUUCUGGUCAGAUCCCUGAGGAGGACGUUGAUCUGGUGACAGAGGUGCGGGGGUUCAAUAACCAGCAGAAAGACGAGUACUUCCGUAGGAAAAUCGAUGACCAGAACCUGGCAAACAGGGUAAUCACACAUGUCAAAUCCUGCAGGAGUCUUCAUAUCAUGUGUCACAUUCCAGUCUUCUGCUGGAUGGCAGCGAGUGUCCUUGAGAAGAUGUUGGUAACGAAUGCCCCUGGAGACACACCGAAGACCCUGACGAGAAUGUACAUAAACUUCUUAUCUCUGUACGUGGAGAAGACAAAGAAGAGGUUAUCAGAAAGAAGAGAGUCCAGCACUGAGUCUAUCAGAACCAACCUCCUCUCACUGGGUAAACUGGCCUACAGAGAGCUGGAGAAAGGCCACCUAAUCUUCUAUGAGAAAGAUCUGAUUAAAAAUGGCCUUGGUGUCACACAGGCCUCCAUGUUCUCAGGACUGUACACGCAGAUCUUCAGUGAGGAGUUGAUGCUCGGAGAGCAGAUGUUCUGCUUUGUUCACCUCAGCAUCCAGGAGUUCUUUGCUGCAUUGUACGUCUUCCUGACGUUCAACAAUGACAACAUCAACGUCCUGGUCACCAAGUCACUCGCUGAGAGACUCUUUCUGUUCAGAGACUCCUCAGAGUUAGUCCUCUACAAAGACGCAGUGGAGAAGGCUCUACGCUGCGAGAACGGUUAUUUUGACAUUUUCCUGCGGUUCCUUUUGGGCCUGUCAAUGGAGUCCAAUCAGGUUCUGUUGAAGCAACUACUGACCACCAACCGAACCAACAAAAGGACCAGGACGGCAAUCAUCACAUACAUCAAGGAGAAGAUUAAGUCAAGUCCUUCAUCAGAGAGAUGCCUGAAUCUGUUCCACUGCCUGAAUGAGCUAAAUGACCAUUCCCUAGUGGAGGAGGUUCAGUCUUUUUUCAGGUCGGGCAGCCUCAGAGAGGUGAAACUCUCACCUGCACAGUGGUCAACUCUGGUCUAUGUGCUUCUGACAUCAGAGGAGGAACUGAGUGUUUUUGAACUGAGCAAUUACAGCAGGUCUGAGGAGGGCCUAUCGAGGCUGUUGCCUGUGCUUAAAACAGCCCAAGCAGCAAAUCUAAAUGCAUGUAAUCUGACAGUGACCUGCUGUGAAAUGCUGGCCUCCUGUAUCAGUUCAUCUCAAAUCAGGGAAUUAAACCUGGGCAACAACAAUCUGACAGACCUGGGCAUGAGUCUCCUCUCUGCUGGACUGAAGAACAGCAAACUGGAAACACUUAGAAUGAGGAGCUGCAGCAUGACCAAACUCAGCUCUGAUGCCUUGGCUGAAAUGAUUAGUUCAGCUUCGUGUCAGCUGAAGGUGUUGGACCUCAGCGACAAUGACUUGGAGGAUGAAGGCGUUACGGUCUUUUCUACUGGACUGGGGAAUUCUUGCUGUAAACUGGAAACUCUCAGUCUGUCUCUGUGCAGAGUGACAGAAACUGGCUGCACUUUCCUGGCAUCAGCACUGACGUCUUCCUCUCUGAGAGAGCUGGACCUGAGCUACAACCACCCAGGGACCUUAGGCCUGCAGCUGCUGAAGGCUCUGCAGAAUGAACCACACUGCAGCCUGCAGGAACUUUGUGUUGAAGAGUGCGGUGAAAGCAGAGUUCAACCAGGCCCAAAGAAAUAUCACAGAAAACUCACUCUGGAUCCAAAAACUGCACACAAAGAUCUUUUUCUGUCAAUGGAAAACACAAAAGCCAAACGAUGGACAGCACAGCCUUACCCCGACCAACCGGAGAGGUUUGACCACUGGAGACAGGUGUUGUGUACGGAGGGGUUGACAGGGCGCUGUUACUGGGGGGUGGUAUGGAGCGGAAGAGUUUCCAUAGGAGUGGCCUACAGAGGAAUGGACAGGAAGGGAGAGGGUCACAACAGCUGGCUGGGUCGAAAUGAGUCUUCCUGGAGCCUGAACUGCACCAAAGAUGGUUACAGAGCUUCUCACAAAGAUACAAGCACUGUAUUAGCAGCCCAGGCCAGCUCCAAUGAAAUAGGAGUCUUCCUGGACUGGUCAGGAGGAACGCUGUCCUUCUACCAAGUGUCCAGUGGAUCACCAACCCUACUCCACACCUUCCACACUUCUUUCACAGAACCCGUCUUCCCUGGAUUUCAGCUUGCCUGGGUGGACGCCACAAUCCAACUCUGCCAGGUCUGUGGAUUAGAUCCUCCAACGUCAGAUGAAAGCUGUUCAGUGAUAGUUCCGUGACAUUGAGCUUGAACUUUUAACCACUUUUGCAGACCUCAUUUCAGAGGAACAACAAAUCUGGAGGAACUGUCACUCUGAAUCAGGCAACAAGACUUAAUCUGAAAGACUUAAGUACAUACAUAAUAAAAUCUACAGUAAAGACAAAA